Trichomycterus rosablanca is the source of this 1305-nucleotide messenger RNA. It is a transcript of the gene adh5, whose product is annotated as alcohol dehydrogenase 5. NCBI's taxonomy places the organism in Eukaryota, Metazoa, Chordata, Actinopteri, Siluriformes, Trichomycteridae. The coding region runs from base 19 to 1149 and encodes 376 amino acids. Gene Ontology annotation, molecular function: S-(hydroxymethyl)glutathione dehydrogenase [NAD(P)+] activity; zinc ion binding. The transcript is spliced from 9 exons. Gene Ontology annotation, biological process: formaldehyde catabolic process. Gene Ontology annotation, cellular component: cytosol. The record is from RefSeq and is a predicted model, not a curated record.
UCUGGUCAAAGCUCAAACAUGGACACGGCUGGAGAAGUGAUCAAGUGCAAGGCUGCAGUAGCCUGGGAGGCUGGUAAGCCGUUAUCACUGGAAGAAGUGGAGGUGGCACCACCAAAAGCCCAAGAAGUUCGAGUUAAGAUCCACGCAACAGGUGUCUGUCACACUGAUGCGUACACUCUGAGUGGCAGUGACCCCGAGGGCCUGUUUCCGGUCAUCUUGGGCCAUGAGGGUGCAGGGACCGUGGAGAGUGUUGGUGAGGGUGUCACCAAGUUCAAACCAGGUGACACAGUCAUCCCUUUGUACAUUCCACAAUGUGGAGAAUGCAAAUUCUGCAAAAACCCCAAGACCAACCUUUGUCAGAAAAUCAGGGUGACUCAGGGGCAGGGCCGGAUGCUUGAUAAUACAUCAAGGUUCACCUGUAAAGGUAAACCAGUCUUCCACUUUAUGGGCACCAGCACAUUCUCUGAGUACACGGUGGUGGCUGAGAUCUCACUUGCUAAGGUGGACGAGCGCGCACCGCUGGAUAAAGUGUGUCUGCUGGGCUGUGGCAUCUCUACCGGAUAUGGAGCUGCACUUAACACUGCCAAGGUUGAGGCUGGCUCUGUGUGUGCCGUGUUCGGUUUGGGAGCUGUUGGUCUGGCUGCAAUUAUGGGCUGCAAAGCUGCUGGAGCCUCCAGGAUCAUUGGCAUUGACAUCAAUCCAGAGAAAUUUGAUGUUGCUAAGAAGUUUGGCGUCACAGAAUGUGUUAACCCCAAGGACCACAGCAAACCCAUUCAGGAGGUGCUGGUGGAGAUGACUGAUGGAGGAGUGGACUACAGCUUUGAGUGCAUUGGCAAUGUGACCAUCAUGCGUGCUGCUCUGGAGGCAUGUCAUAAGGGCUGGGGCACCAGUGUGAUCAUCGGUGUGGCUGGAGCGGGUCAGGAAAUCUCCACUCGUCCAUUCCAGCUCGUCACGGGACGCACAUGGAAGGGCACUGCAUUUGGAGGAUGGAAGAGUGUUGAGAGUGUUCCUAAACUGGUGGAGGAAUACAUGAACAAAAAGCUGAUGGUGGAUGAGUUUGUAACUCACUCGAUGCCAUUCUCUCAGAUCAAUGAAGCUUUUGACCUCAUGCAUGCUGGGAAAAGCAUCCGAGCUGUCCUGACCUUUUAAAGACGAGUUUGGAAAAAUCUGUGAUUAUUAAUUAACAUCUAAUGGAACAAUCAUAUUGCUUGGUAGUAAUUUUGAGCACUUAAUUUUUCUCACUAAAAUUUUGUUUUCUGUUCUUAAUGUAAGAAAUGACUAUUAAAAAAGUCAAAAUUUCCAGAA